Messenger RNA from Triplophysa dalaica, 4290 nucleotides. It is a transcript of the gene heatr4, whose product is annotated as HEAT repeat containing 4. The record is from RefSeq and is a predicted model, not a curated record. The transcript has 14 exons. The coding region runs from base 1804 to 4119 and encodes 771 amino acids. NCBI's taxonomy places the organism in Eukaryota, Metazoa, Chordata, Actinopteri, Cypriniformes, Nemacheilidae. Gene Ontology annotation, molecular function: oxidoreductase activity.
CACAACUGACUUUCAGGGCACAGAGUGUUACUUUGCUGUCCAUAGGCGUGACCAGAUGUCCUAGGCUUGUCCAACAACUUGAGGGUGAGUAAUUCAAGGCAGAGUUUUCAUUUUUCGGCUGCUAGCAGUAAACAUCGGUACUCAAUCAGUGCUACCGAAUGGGAGGCAACAAGAAAAAAGUUUGGACUUUAGCCUUCCACAAAUAAUGCACUUAGUGGAGAAAGAUUUCAUUCAAAAUCAUAUUCUUGCUGCCAUGUUGCCUUUAUAUAACUCAAAUAUAGACUAAUUGUCAUGUUUUUUACUCCAUUGAAUAUAUCUCAGGGUUGGUUUAUUUCUGUAGGUCCAUUAAGGCACAUGAAUUUUUGGCCACCAAAAACAACCAACAUUAUUGAACAUUAUUACCCCUGAGAAGAUGCACAUUGCAUACAUCUUUUGUGAUAACAUACCCCAAUAGCUGGGUGGGGAUGAAGUUAAAUAUUAAACAAUUCUAAAACACAACGGGAAAAAUGUCAAAUGUCCAAAAAUGUUGAAAUAUUGUUUUGGUCGGCCUACUUCUCAAAAAGCUCCAGAUUCAGUUGACCUUUUGUAUUCUAUUGUGGAUUCAUUGUUUUACGUGUUUACCUAACAGCUAAAGUGGAAAUUAGUUAGUUAAGGGGACAGUAUUAUGCCUUGUUAAAAUUAUUGUUUGUGCCAACUAGCCCUUGUCUUUAUAUGAAUGAGAUGACAUAUGUUUGUUUAUAUGUUUUGAUUGUAAAAAUGUUUUCUUGACUUGUCUAAUUGUAUGAUUUCUUGAUCGUGCGAUUGUUAAGCAUUAAUCUAAUUAACAAACAUGUAAUUGCAGAAGAAAACAAAAUUAUUUAAUAUUAAGUGUUUUUAUAAUAAAUAUGAAGGAAAGAAAUACCUAUAAGAUUAAGAGAGCUAGUUAUGGCAAAAAUUGCUAAAUGUUCUUCAAUAUUUUUGUUAAUGCCAGAUUGUUUGAUUCAUAGGCUACCGUAUGUUAGCAUCAAAGAAUGUGAUGUCUGAUAAAAUAAUUUAACCACAAAACAUUUAAAAGAAAGGUGCAUGGCAAUUCGCUCACAUUGAGACAAUUUGUAUUAUUGUUUUUGCAGCUUGUUGAAAACUGUUCCGUUGAAGAGGUUUCCAGAAACAGCAAUACGGUCAUUUACAACCUUAGAUACCACCAGUGUCUGUUGUGAGGAAUUAAAUAAAAAAUAAUCUGGCUCAUUAAAUGAGCUUCAACAUUUUCUCUUUAAACUAAAUUGUAUGGCCUGGUUUACAGAAAGGACGGAUACCUACCACAGGCAAGCAAAGCAGUAAAAAAUGGCAGUGACUGUUAAAAAAAAUGCUAAAUAAACUUGUGCCGAUGCUAAAAUGUUUCCGUUUUAUUUGCCUAAAUGGUUCUUAUGUGGAAAUGCUAAUGCUUUUGUUUGUCAGUUGUUUUUGUUAAAAGUAGUAAAUUAUAAAAAUGAUGUUAAAAUUAUGAUGCAUAUUAAUGGAAAUAUGAUAUAUCCAAAUCCAAAGGACAUGUUAAAAAAUACAUUUCUGUUAUAGACUAUAUAUAGAUAGAGCUGUGACAAAAGGGGUAGCUUUUCUAAUCCUGUUGACUGGCCAUCCUAAAUGAACUUUAUCAUUAACAUCAUUUAUUAAUUCUUUACAUUAUUUUAAAACAACGAUUAGUGAUUACAGUUUUGCUGUAAUGAGGGCUAACCGAGUUAUUUAAACGAGUCAAAGACAAAGAAAGCAGAGUGUUUGUAAAUCGAGAAGGGCAGUCGCUCUGCAACAGAAAUAGCGCGUCUGGUUGCUAUGCCAACGUCUGGCCUGAGAUCGCUGCAUGGGAGCUGUAACUUUGUGCAGAAUUUCUCCUCAUCGCACGCCAUGAAUUUACAGGAUGCUAUGUGGAGACCAGAAAACCAUAAUAAGUUUAAAGAGAAACGACUUUACAAACGAUUCUUGAAUAAUGCAACCCAAGGGCUUUCUUUCUCUGAAGAAGUGGUCUGUGAAAUGGGACCCAUUUCAUACGGAAAACAUGAUUUUAGUGGGCUUUUUCAUCCCACAGGCCCUUUAGCAUCAGCCACCAAAUUAAAAAAGGUAAAGAAACAUAAAAACAAUGACAUGCAUUACAACAUUAAUUCUCUCGCCAGAGAAACAUGCAGUGUUUCAGUGCAGGCUUUUCAAAUGUAUAGCAAUCGGAGCAAAAGGUUUAAUGCCUUAGCAAGGACAGGGCAGAUCAAUGUGCAAUGUGCCUGCCUGACGCAAACUUCUACAGAGGACUGGGUAGCUCAGAGUAGGAACAGCAAGUGUCAGGAGUUUGCACAGAAGAAGCUUGGCAAGACAGAACAGGGUUUCAUCAACCAGCAGUUCCCCAAAGAUAAAUGUCAGAAUAAGUCUGGUCCACUGUUGCCACUGAGGAAACAACACAGGGUUUUAGGACAUGUGUCAUUUCCAGUGAGUGUGCAGAAUUGCUUAAAUAAAACAGCAACCACAGUGAGUGUCAAGCGCUUUGAGAUCCCACAGGCCCCACAUCCGCAGGUCAUCCAGAAUCCAUGUGACGGCAGUCAUGUUUUUCACACAAAGAGCAACUCUAAGCAGGAAAUCUUCACAGGUAAAGGUAGCUCUGUGAGAGAAGCACAGGUGGAUCUGCCAGAAUAUGCCCCUGAGCUGGAUGACCUCAGACCUCCUGAGACCUCCACUAAACAGCUGAUUCACUGCAAGCAUGUGCCAGAACUCUCCUCUCUUCACUAUGCAGUGGACAAGUGGAGAAGGUUUUGGAACAUCAAGUUGCCCUUGCACAGUGUGACCACUGAGGGUCUAAAAAAGGCUCUUAUUGAUCCUAAUUAUUCUGUGCGGCUGGAGGCCAUCAUAACUUGUGCUUCAGGAGCAGUUCAUGGACUACAGCAGAAUCGUGAGCCAGCUCAAUGUGAGAGAUGGAAAGCGCGGGCAGAAGAUCAAGAACUGCAAGAUCUUAUUGUCUCAGCUCUUGAUGACCCUGUGAGGAGAGUUCAGAUGGCUGCUGCAGUGUGCCAGUAUGUCAUAAGGACUCCUAACUCCAAAGCCAAAGACAUAAUACAAAGCGCAUUAAAACAAGACCUUUCAGGCACAGGUGCCGACAGCUGGAUGGCGGCACAGUGCCUGGCGAUACACGGCGAUAUAGGUCAAGCUGUCAUACAGAGACUUUUGUCCCAGCACUUCAUCUGUGAUUCUCCUUCAGAUCGAAAGCAGUCGAUGGUUUUGCUCUCCAGAAUUAGCAGAAAAUCUACUCUAGUGCGCUCUCUUCUGGCUGAAGAAUUAAACAACGGUAAUUGGAGAACUCGUUUUCAGGCUUGUAAAAGCAUUGCACAGCUCAGAGGUCCAAUCAAUAAGGAUCUUUGCAGCAAACUGAUCCACAUGAUGUGGAAUGACUGGAGUUGUGAUGUUCGUAAGGCUGCAGCUCACACUCUGAGUAAACUGGACAUGGACACGGUUCUGCAAAAUGAGCUGAGUGUGAAGCUCAAGGAGGGUCCAAAUGUUCUGCGAUUAGAAGCGCUAAAAUUCAUUGAUCAGCUUAACAUAAUGACACCCAAGCUACUGCCCAGUUUUCUGCAGUGCUUUAAUGAUGAUUAUGUGGCUGUGCGAACACAAGCGUGCUUGACUGCAGCAACUCUGAUGAUUGAAGACCAGGCGGUCCUGGAUCAGCUAAUUAACUUGAUGCAGAAUGACCCAUUAUGGGAAGUAAAAGUGGAGGCGAUUAAUGCCAACUAUACUCAAUAUAUGGAUAUAGGGAGAGGAAAAGUCAGAAUGUUUAAACUUUGUGACUUGAGCAAACUUUUAACUUUGGGAAAAAUAGGUUGCAUGACCACAGCGCUCAAGAAGUUGUUGAUGUGGGCUCUACAUCUGGAGGAGGAGCCCUGUGUGCGCAUUGCUGCCUGUGAAGUCCUGAGCAUGUUAGAACCAAAAGAUCCAGAACUACAACAAUUUCUACAAGAGCGCUAUGCGAUGGAACCUAAUACUGAGGUUAAAUGGCACAUUGAAGGAUUUCUAAAAAAACACGGACACAGUCUGGAAAAAGAGGAAAGCAAGAUUCAAGAGAUAAAACAACAGGUAGCAUCAGACACAGAACCAAUACAUUUCUUACUUAAAUAAAGUUUACACAAACUACAAGUUGCUUUUUACCUGUUGUACUGUAUGUGGAGCUGCUGUGCACAAAACAUAGCAUUUCACUCGAAGUGCUUAGAAUGGAAGAAAUGGAAAAGCACCUACAACAAAUUAUUGUGCUGAAUGUACCAUUUAAAUUUAAAGGCCUUUAUUGGCCAU